Molecule: messenger RNA, 2457 nt
Organism: Bicyclus anynana (squinting bush brown)
Lineage: Eukaryota; Metazoa; Arthropoda; Insecta; Lepidoptera; Nymphalidae
Exons: 3
Coding region: 180-1106 (308 amino acids)
Source: RefSeq, a predicted model, not a curated record
CCAGAGCACAGGCACCAUGCGACUCGCGACGAAGAUAACUCGAUACUAACUCGAAACUAUUCAACUUACGAGAGAAAUAAAGCAAUAUAUUCAAUAAUCCCCUCAUUAUAUAAUUUAUUAUAAUAUAAUUGUUUACAAACUUAAAAUAAUGUACUUAGUUGUUCCUGCUUUCGUCGAAUAUGUUUAAGAUGCUGAGGACUUUGCUUCCAAUAGUAUUCGUAACUACGAUCACUUUAUGUUCAAGCAACGUUCUUCCAAUAUUGUCCAUAAACAAACUAGAUACUGAACCAUUACUAGACGACCAAGAUACUGACAAUACUUUUAAUAACAAAUAUACUAAUGUAAAUCCGAAUAUAUUUUAUAAGGUUUUUAUCGAAACACCUAAAGAUAAUACGCCAAAAAAGCCACAAAUAUCAAGAUCGAAGUAUUUGGACAAUGACAACAAUCAGGAUGCAAAGAUAUUGAAUGGAAAAAUAGAUAAUGAAGACAGCGAUGACGAGGGGUUUCGAAAAGAGCAAUGGCAUAACUAUCCCAGACAACUAGACCGUCUCAAUAGAAACGUUAAUGAAGAGUUUGAUAAAAUCUUACUGGACACUAAAGAUCUAGAGAGAUUAAAAGGGAUCGAUGAUAAUACUCCACCAUUUACUGACGAUGAAAUAGGAACUUAUGGUGAUGAUACUUUUGAUGGACCUUUACUAAUCCUAAAGAUACGACUAGCAUAUUUAAAAGAUGAUAUUAAAAAUGUUGAUACAAAUAAGUUUACGUAUUCGGAUUUGGUACCCCUUAACUCAAAAACUGAUAAUACAAGAGAAGAGAAUGUUUUGAAUGCGAAUGAUAUUGAACCUCUCAUAAAAGUAAAAAGAAAGGGUCAUAGUCAGGAUAUUACGUUUUUGGAAAGUCCUACGAAUGACAAAAAAGCCGUUAGAAAGCGUAUAUUUUCCUUAUGGAGUCGACUACAAAGUCUCUCACACAGAGGUCAUGAACUCCAUCACAGAAGGCACCUCUACGCACUCUAUGGACUCCCAGAAGAUGGUGGUGGAACCCUGACUGCGGAGACUAGAGGCACCAUGAUGAGACCACCUGGAUCGCCAUUACGAUGGGGUUAAAACAUAUAUUCCUAAGUCAAAAAUCAAGAUAGGUUUUAUUUAUACUACAAGCUAUAACGACUAAGACAGUAUUUCCUGCAUUCUUUUGUGUUUCUGAAAGAUUAUUUGUACAACGAAUGAGGAACAUUAUCCAGGAGCCCAAAGCUCAAAGGGAAUUUUCUCUGCGCUUCAAGUUUUACCUUUCGAGUCAUAAAUACAAAAGUACCUAUUGUAUUCAAUAAGAAAUGCCACAAAUGACCGCUGCAUUACAGCUACAUUUGCUUUCAAUUCAAUUAACUGGCAGAAAAUUUCGUUUUAUAAUUAAUGUUUAAAUUGUUGUUUCUUUAUGCUCUUCUCUAGGCCUGUUACGUUAAGGAUUGCCACGUGCCAUUGUAAUGCGAAGGAAAGAGAGGUGCUUUUUACACCAAUGUUAAAAGUUUGUACAAGAAAAUUGUAAUGUCCGCGGUGUGUUUGAGAAUAGGUUAUAUGUACAAAAUACAAUAUAUAAAGUACCUAAUCAAAGCAGUUGCUCCAAUGACCAAAGGCUUAAAGGCUUUUGCUCUAUAAUAAUAUAUUCCUUGAACCAAAUCAUAAAGGUACUUUCACUUUCACAGUAACACUAAAAUAUUAAAAUUUUGCAAAUAAAUACUAUUUCAACUAUUCUAUAUUUUCUUUAAUAAAUAUAAUUUUACAGCGUUAAGUAGGCAUCGUUAAGAAGCUGAAUAGUACAAUAAUGUGACCAAUAUUUUUAAGUAUUUAUUUACAAUUUUUUACGUUAACAUUAUUACUAUAUUAAAACUUAAUUACGCAUCGAUUGACUAUGUAUAUGAUUAAAAUAUAAAUAAAGGAGCAAUAUAACGUAGCUUAUAUUAAUCUCUAGAAGUAGCAAUAAGUCGUCUUUAUAAAACAAUGAAAAAAAAAUUGAUUUGUCAACGAUAUUGUUUUUCAGCAAGAUGGUAUUUUUUUGACUAAUCCUGUUGUUAAGUCCAUGGUAGGUUUUUGUGUAUCUGCUCAUAUGACUUUGUUUAAUAUAAUUAUAGCAAUAAAUGACAAAGUAGAUGUUAAUAGAAUGUGUUAUUAAUAUAUAGCCAAUAACGAAUAAUAAAUGCCAGCUGAAGAAAAGUAAUAAAUAGAAUUAACAAGAAGCAUAUUCCUAUGUAUUACUAUCAUCAAUAAAGAUUAGUGAAAUUGUGUUAUAUCCAUUUAUAGUCAUAAAAAUGUAUAACAAACUUAGAGAUCAUCGUAAUACAUGUAAAUAAAGGCCAUGUAUAUCAUGACAUGAUUUUCAUUUCAAACGCUGGGUUGUAUUAACAUGAUUCUAGCAAAAAUUUAAAAUAUUGAUCAUAAGAAUGAUUGAGGUUCUUGUGAUUAU